AUGUUGCCCAUCUUGCUGCACAUAAAGCUUCCGGAGAUUCCAAACAAUAGGGUAGUGCGAUCAUACUUGGAUCUUCUUUCACACGCUCUCUCUCUGGCUCCGGAGAUGCUCACAGUCGACCUGCGACUUGACCAGUCUGAUCUCUCGAGAAUCAUUUCAGCGAAAAGCCGAUCAAAAAUUGUUGGAAACUACUAUAUAUCAACAGAUUCUCAGCCUUGGGACUCUCCAGCUUGGUUAUCUCGGUACCACAAAGCGUGCCAGCUUGGCUGUGACCUGGUCCGCCUCGUCCGAAAAGCCGAAACAAUGGAAGAUAACUUUCGAAUCUCACAACUCAAGUCCAAGAUAUCCUCUCUCAAAGGUCACAAAAUACCACUAAUUGCGUACAAUUGUGGG
Trichoderma citrinoviride is the source of this 393-nucleotide messenger RNA. Its product is annotated as Dehydroquinase class I. The transcript has a single exon. Lineage: Eukaryota; Fungi; Ascomycota; Sordariomycetes; Hypocreales; Hypocreaceae. The record is from RefSeq and is a predicted model, not a curated record. The annotation marks the transcript as partial. Gene Ontology annotation, molecular function: 3-dehydroquinate dehydratase activity.